This is a messenger RNA of Pygocentrus nattereri (red-bellied piranha), 2492 nucleotides long. It is a transcript of the gene ncbp3, whose product is annotated as nuclear cap binding subunit 3. The coding region runs from base 1 to 2064 and encodes 687 amino acids. The transcript is spliced from 13 exons. The record is from RefSeq and is a predicted model, not a curated record. Gene Ontology annotation, cellular component: cytosol; nucleus. NCBI's taxonomy places the organism in Eukaryota, Metazoa, Chordata, Actinopteri, Characiformes, Serrasalmidae. Gene Ontology annotation, molecular function: RNA 7-methylguanosine cap binding; mRNA binding.
AUGGCGGCCGUUCGCAGUUUGCGGGUGUCUGUGAAACCUGAAAGCGCCUCUGACCGCUCGGACUCGGAUUCCGACUCGGACUCCGAUCGAAAUGCCCGGGAAGCGGAGCCGAUGGAGGUGGAGGAGGGAGAGCUGGAGUUUGAGUCUAUUCCCGUCCGCCGAAGUUUGAAAGAACUGCUGCCGGACACAAGCCGACGAUAUGAAAACAAAGCGGGCGCCUUUAUUACUGGUAUUGAUGUAACGUCUAAGGAGGCGAUUGAGAAAAAGGAGAAGAGAGCAAAACGAUUUCAUUUCCGUGCAGAGGACAAUCUUACUCAGAGAAAUGUGGUUCUGGACAGAGAGGUGAUGAAAAAAGCUAUUCCAAAGAUUCGGCUGGAGGCCUUGCACCUUACUGGUGUAGAUGACAUGAGCACCCAAGAUGUGUUUGGUUACUUUAAGGAGUAUCCUCCAGCUCACAUUGAGUGGAUUGAUGACACAUCUUGUAAUGUAGUUUGGUUGGAUGACAUGACUUCAACACGUGCUCUUAUUAACAUGAGCCAAAUGCCUGACAAAGAAGUCUCCAAUACUGAUGGCCCAAAGACCAGUGACCUUCCUAUCCAGAAUCAGAGAGCUGCUCGAACUCAUGGCUCUGAUGAUGAUGAAGAGGAAGGUGAGGUUGAUGAUGAUGUGUUGGAAAAAGCAGAUAAAAGCAGCGAUGACAGUGAGGGAAAAGCCAGUGAAAGUGAGGAGGAGACAGAGAAAAAAACAGUGCAGGAAAGCUCUGAGACAGACCUGUUCACUCAGGCAGAGCGAGAUUCACUGCUCCGAAAUGACUUACGGCCCAUGACCAAACCCUUUAAAGGCAACAAGCUGUUUCUGCGCUUUGCGACACAGGAUGACAAAAAGGAGUUGGGUGCAGCAAGACGGAGUCGGUACUACAUGAAAUAUGGCAAUCCUAACUACGGAGGCAUGAAAGGCAUCCUCAGUAAUUCUUGGAAACGUAGGUUUCAUACUCGAAGAAUCCAGCGUGAUGUUCUAAAGACCAAAAAGACAUUAAUUGGAGACAGUAUGGGACACACACCACCCUACACACACAGACAUUCAGCUGAUCUGGUGAAUCUGCCAGAAGAGCCAAUAGAAGAAGAAGAAGAAGAAGAAGAGGAAGAGGAUAGAGAGGAAGACAUGGAUGCUGAUGACCGAGUCGUUGAGUACAGAGAUCGGGGAGACAGAGAGCGCAGGUCACGAAUUGGGGAAGGGGGACUGCGCAGUCGUUUAGGAGGCUCCUCAUCAGCAUCUUCAGAUUCAGAUGAAAUGGACUAUGAUUUGGAGCUGAAGAUGAUCUCGAUGCCUUCACCUAAAAAAAGCAUGAAGAUGACCAUGUAUGCUGAUGAGGUUGAGAGCAACCUCAGAAGCCUCCGAAAUUCCAUUCGGAGUGAUUCAGGCUCAUCCAGUAGCAGUGUAAGGAGUCGCAUUGGUAGUGGUGCGGCUAAAUCUACCUCAGAGAAGGUUACGGAUGUCAGGCAGUUACUGGAGGAGAAAAGGCAGGGAACCUCUCAUCAGAGAACACCCCCUCUUGUGGCCUCCAGUGGAAAGACAGAUGUGAGACAAAGGUUGGGGAAGAGACCACAUUCUCCUGACAGACAGCGCUCUGUCUCUCCUGUCCCCCAGAGAAACACAGCCCCUCGUAGAGAACCUCUGACAGAUGUUCACAGCAGACUCGGGGUGACUAAACAAGAAACACGAGGCCUCUACUCAGAAUCAUCCAAAGACAAAAAGUCAGGUGGUCUGUGGAGCCGAUUGGGACCAUCUAAAGAUGGUGAAGGCGAUCGUAAGCUUUCUGGCCGGUUAGGGAGCAGUGCUUCCCUCUCGCGGGGAACCCGGCAGCGGGAUGAAGUGGAUUCUGAUGGAGUCGAUGAUUGUGAUGAUGAAGAUGAUGAUUCUCAGCUACAGAAGAUGUGGGGGGCCAUGAUCAAGCAGAAGGAGCAGCAGUCCAGCAAAAUGAAGAAAAGUCGACUUGAUAACCUCCCCUCACUGCAGAUCGAGAUCAGCCGAGACAGCAGCAACGGCUCCGACAGUGACUCCUGAGAAAGAACGAAGGACUGAAACUAGAGUUGGUGGAAGAGGACGAAAAGAGAGCAGAGAACAUCUGUUGCUGACAAAACCCUCACAAGUAUAGAUAUCUUCACUCUCCAGCCCUAGUCCAUAUAUGGAUCCUGGUGACAUCCUUCCUUGCUCUCUCUCUCUUUCCAUAUGUACUUAACUGACUUGACUCAGAAAGAGACUUUUCCCCUAAAAGAAGAGGAAUACUGGAGUAGUUGUUUAAAGAAGGGUCAAGGAAGAAUCACUGUCCCCCCCCCCCCCCCUUUUUUUUUUUUUGGUCUUUCUUUGAAAGAAAAUGUUGUAAUUGGUUGUGGUAUCUUAACACCUCUUCAGGGCCCAUAUGUGUUUUAUGGUGAUUGCACCAGGUUGAAAUUUACAAUAGAUCUCAUGGCUUGGUAAAAACUGAAAAACAA